Myodes glareolus (Bank vole) is the source of this 9884-nucleotide messenger RNA. It is a transcript of the gene Plxna2, whose product is annotated as plexin A2. Lineage: Eukaryota; Metazoa; Chordata; Mammalia; Rodentia; Cricetidae. Gene Ontology annotation, biological process: semaphorin-plexin signaling pathway; regulation of cell migration. Gene Ontology annotation, cellular component: semaphorin receptor complex; plasma membrane. Gene Ontology annotation, molecular function: protein binding; semaphorin receptor activity. The record is from RefSeq and is a predicted model, not a curated record.
CGCAGCACUGUCCGCGCAGAGCUGAGCGGGGGCGGCGGGCGCAGCUGCUGGGAUCCUUCAGCCGAGGACUAGCGAUCCGAUCCUGUGGACUCAGAAGCCGCGGGGAGCGUACGGGCCCGGUCGCAGACAGAGCUGGCAACCGUUCCCGGAGGAAAUGGGGCCGAGCGGGCCGGGAGCAGAAGGGAAGGAAGCGCGGGAUCGCUGAUGUCAGAGCAGCCCGGAAAGUCGCGCCGGGAAAACCUGAAGACAGCCGGCUUUGCGCCUCCCCGGAGGGACCCUACCGGACCCCACGCCCCUUCGCGUCCGGGUCCCUGCGUCCAGGCGACCGGGGUGAAGACGCGCGGUCCUAAUCGAGGGCCACCCCAGGAAUACAGGCAGGCGGCCGGCGCGGGCUGUGGAUUUUAAUGAUCUUGGGUUCCAUGUGGACCUGGCCGUCUGUCUGACUCGGGUCGGGCAGGAACUGGGCGCGCGCUGCCCUGGGCAGCCGCCAGCCGAGUCGGACGAAGCGGAGACGCAAGGACAGACAGACACCGCCGAGCUGGAACCAUGUGAGAGCUGAUCCAGAGAAGUGGAGUAGUAUACAGAGGAGAUAUCCCUCCAGCCUUGCCCCUCUCGGGAUGGAGCAGAGGAGGUCCCAGCUGUGGACCAUGCAGACUGAGAACUUGUCUGUGGUACUGCUCUCAGUAGCCUGGCUGCUCCUAGCUCGUGAAACCACAGGUAUGCCUCAAUUCAGCACCUUCCACUCCGAGAACCGUGACUGGACUUUCAACCAUUUGACUGUACACAGAAGAACAGGGGCCGUGUAUGUGGGGGCCAUCAACCGGGUCUACAAGUUGACAGGCAACCUCACAAUCCAGGUGGCCCACAAGACAGGGCCAGAAGAAGACAACAAGGCCUGCUACCCGCCCCUUAUUGUACAGCCCUGCAGUGAGGUGCUCACGCUCACCAACAAUGUUAACAAACUACUGAUCAUUGACUACUCCGAGAAUCGCCUGCUUGCCUGUGGCAGUCUCUACCAGGGUGUUUGCAAGCUCCUGCGGCUGGACGACCUCUUCAUCCUGGUGGAGCCAUCCCACAAGAAGGAGCACUACUUGUCCAGCGUCAAUAAGACAGGCACCAUGUAUGGGGUGAUUGUGCGCUCCGAGGGGGAAGAUGGCAAGCUUUUCAUUGGCACUGCUGUGGAUGGCAAGCAGGAUUACUUCCCUACCUUGUCCAGCCGCAAGCUACCCCGUGAUCCUGAGUCUUCAGCCAUGCUGGACUACGAGCUCCACAGUGAUUUUGUCUCCUCCCUCAUCAAGAUCCCCUCUGACACCCUAGCCUUGGUCUCCCACUUUGACAUCUUCUACAUCUAUGGCUUUGCCAGCGGGGGUUUUGUCUACUUUCUCACCGUCCAGCCAGAGACCCCUGAGGGUGUGGCCAUCAACUCAGCUGGAGACCUCUUCUAUACCUCAAGAAUCGUGCGUCUCUGCAAGGAUGACCCCAAGUUCCACUCCUAUGUGUCCCUGCCCUUUGGCUGCACACGUGCCGGGGUAGAAUACCGCCUCCUGCAGGCAGCUUAUCUCGCAAAGCCUGGGGAAGCUCUAGCUCAGGCUUUCAACAUCAGCAGUGAUGAGGAUGUGCUAUUUGCCAUCUUCUCCAAAGGGCAGAAGCAGUACCACCACCCACCCGACGACUCUGCCCUCUGUGCCUUCCCCAUUCGGGCCAUCAACUUGCAGAUCAAGGAGCGGUUGCAGUCCUGCUACCAAGGAGAAGGCAACUUGGAGCUCAACUGGCUGCUGGGAAAGGAUGUGCAGUGCACCAAGGCGCCAGUCCCCAUUGAUGAUAACUUCUGUGGCCUGGACAUCAACCAACCUCUGGGAGGCUCCACUCCUGUGGAGGGACUGACCCUGUACACCACCAGCAGGGACCGCUUAACUUCUGUGGCUUCCUAUGUUUACAAUGGCUACAGUGUGGUUUUUGUGGGGACUAAGAGUGGCAAGCUGAAGAAGAUUCGAGCUGAUGGUCCCCCCCAUGGUGGGGUCCAGUAUGAAAUGGUCUCUGUGUUCAAAGAUGGGAGCCCCAUCCUCCGCGACAUGGCCUUCUCCAUCAAUCAGCUCUACCUAUAUGUCAUGUCUGAGAGACAGGUCACCAGGGUCCCUGUUGAAUCAUGUGAACAGUACACAACUUGUGGAGAGUGUCUAAGCUCAGGGGAUCCUCACUGUGGCUGGUGUGCCCUGCACAACAUGUGCUCCCGAAGGGACAAAUGCCAACGGGCAUGGGAAGCAAAUCGAUUCGCUGCCAGUAUCAGCCAGUGCAUGAGCCUUGAGGUGCACCCCAGUAGCAUCUCUGUGUCAGAUCACAGCCGGCUGCUCAGCCUGGUUGUAAAUGAUGCCCCCAACCUCUCUGAGGGUAUCGCCUGUGCCUUUGGGAACUUGACUGAGGUGGAAGGACAGGUGUCUGGGAGCCAAGUCAUCUGCAUCUCUCCUGGGCCCAAGGACGUCCCUGUUAUCCCUCUGGAUCAAGAUUGGUUUGGCCUAGAGUUGCAGCUGAGAUCCAAGGAGACAGGAAAGAUCUUUGUCAGCACCGAGUUCAAGUUCUAUAACUGCAGUGCCCACCAACUGUGCCUGUCCUGUGUCAACAGCGCCUUCCGCUGCCAUUGGUGCAAGUACCGAAAUCUCUGCACACAUGACCCCACCACCUGUUCCUUCCAGGAAGGCAGGAUCAAUGUUUCAGAGGACUGUCCCCAGCUUGUGCCCACAGAGGAGAUUCUGAUCCCAGUUGGAGAAGUGAAACCAAUCACCCUCAAGGCCCGAAACCUUCCCCAGCCCCAGUCUGGUCAGCGGGGCUACGAGUGUGUGCUCAACAUCCAGGGGGUUGUUCACCGAGUCCCUGCCCUGCGCUUCAACAGUUCCAGUGUGCAGUGCCAAAACAGCUCGUACCAGUAUGACGGGAUGGACAUCAGCAACCUAGCAGUGGACUUUGCUGUGGUCUGGAAUGGCAACUUCAUCAUUGACAACCCACAGGACCUGAAAGUUCAUCUCUACAAGUGUGCAGCCCAGCGGGAGAGCUGUGGCCUCUGUCUCAAGGCCGAUCACAAGUUUGAGUGUGGCUGGUGCAGUGAUGAGCGCAGAUGUACCCUCCACCAACACUGCCCCAGCACUUCUAGCCCUUGGCUCGACUGGUCCAGUCACAACGUCAAAUGUUCCAACCCCCAAAUCACAGAGAUUUUGACAGUAUCAGGACCACCUGAAGGAGGGACUCGUGUGACCAUCCAUGGAGUGAACCUGGGCUUGGACUUCUCUGAGAUCGCUCAUCAUGUGCAGGUGGCUGGAGUGCCCUGCACACCGCUUCCAGGGGAAUACAUCAUCGCUGAGCAGAUUGUCUGUGAGAUGGGCCACGCCCCUAUGGGCGCUACAUCUGGGCCUGUACGCCUGUGCAUUGGGGAAUGCAACGAAGAGUUCAUGACAAAUUCCCACCAGCAGUACACUUUCGUGAAUCCUUCUGUGCUGUCACUCAGCCCCAUUCGGGGACCAGAGUCAGGAGGUACUAAGGUAACCAUCACAGGCCAUUACCUUGGUGCUGGGAGCAGCGUGGCAGUAUACCUGGGCAAUCAGACCUGCAAAUUUGAUGGGAGGUCCAUGAAUGAGAUUUUCUGUGUUUCACCCCCAUCCUCCAAUGGACUGGGACCAGUCCCUGUCUCCGUGAGUGUUGACAGAGCCCGGAUAGAUAGCAGUCUGCAGUUUGAAUACAUAGAUGACCCUCGGGUCCAACGCAUUGAGCCAGAGUGGAGCAUCACUAGUGGCCACACACCGCUAACCGUCACAGGCUUCAACUUGGAUGUCAUUCAGGAGCCAAAGGUCCGAGUCAAGUUUAAUGGCAAAGAAUCUGUCAAUGUGUGCACAGUGGUCAACACAACCACGCUGACCUGUCUGGCACCUUCUCUGACCAGUGACUACCGUCCAGGCCUGGACACAGUGGAACGGCCAGAUGAGUUUGGAUUUGUCUUUAACAAUGUCCAGUCCUUACUCAUCUAUAAUGACACCAAGUUCAUCUACUACCCCAACCCAACCUUUGAGCUGCUCAGCCCCACUGGAAUCUUGGAUCAGAAACCAGGCUCACCCAUCAUCCUGAAGGGCAAAAAUCUCUGCCCUCCUGCCUCUGGAGGGGCCAAACUCAACUACACAGUAAUGAUUGGAGAGACACCUUGUGCAGUCACUGUGUCUGAGACGCAGCUGCUCUGUGAACCUCCCAACCUCACUGGGCAGCACAAGGUCAUGGUUCACGUGGGUGGGAUGGUGUUCUCACCUGGCUCGGUGAGUGUCAUCUCCGACAGCUUGCUGACCCUGCCAGCCAUCAUCAGCAUCGCGGCUGGUGGGAGCCUCCUCCUUAUCAUCGUCAUCAUUGUCCUCAUCGCUUACAAGCGCAAGUCUAGGGAAAAUGACCUCACACUCAAGCGACUACAAAUGCAGAUGGACAACCUGGAGUCUAGGGUGGCCCUGGAGUGCAAGGAAGCUUUUGCCGAGCUUCAAACAGACAUUAAUGAGCUAACCAGUGACCUGGACCGGUCAGGAAUCCCUUACCUGGACUACCGCACCUAUGCCAUGCGAGUUCUGUUCCCAGGCAUUGAGGACCACCCUGUUCUGCGGGAGCUGGAGGUACAGGGAAACGGACAACAGCACGUGGAGAAAGCCCUGAAGCUCUUUGCCCAGCUCAUCAACAACAAGGUGUUCCUGUUGACCUUCAUUCGCACACUGGAACUGCAGCGCAGCUUCUCCAUGCGUGACCGCGGCAAUGUGGCUUCUCUCAUCAUGACAGGCCUCCAGGGCCGCCUGGAAUAUGCCACAGACGUCCUCAAGCAGCUACUGUCUGACCUCAUCGACAAGAACCUGGAGAACAAGAACCACCCCAAGCUUCUUCUCCGCAGGACUGAGUCUGUGGCCGAGAAGAUGCUGACCAACUGGUUUGCUUUCCUUCUACACAAGUUCCUGAAGGAAUGUGCUGGGGAGCCACUCUUCAUGCUAUACUGUGCAAUCAAGCAGCAGAUGGAGAAAGGCCCCAUCGAUGCUAUCACUGGUGAGGCCCGCUACUCCCUGAGUGAGGACAAACUCAUCCGGCAGCAGAUCGAGUACAAGACCCUGAUCCUGAAUUGUGUCAACCCUGACAAUGAGAACAGCCCAGAGAUCCCAGUGAAGGUGUUAAACUGUGACACCAUCACCCAAGUCAAGGAGAAGAUCCUCGAUGCAGUAUAUAAGAACGUUCCCUACUCCCAGCGGCCAAGGGCUGUGGACAUGGACCUGGAGUGGCGUCAAGGCCGGAUUGCCAGAGUGGUGUUGCAGGAUGAAGACAUUACCACCAAGAUAGAGGGUGACUGGAAGCGGCUUAACACGCUGAUGCAUUACCAGGUGUCAGACAGGUCAGUGGUGGCUCUGGUACCCAAGCAGACCUCCUCCUACAACAUCCCUGCCUCUGCCAGCAUCUCCCGGACAUCCAUUAGCAGAUAUGACUCUUCCUUCAGGUACACAGGCAGCCCAGACAGCCUCCGGUCCCGGGUCCCCAUGAUCACUCCAGACCUGGAGAGUGGUGUCAAGGUGUGGCAUCUGGUGAAGAACCAUGACCAUGGUGACCAGAAGGAGGGUGACCGGGGCAGCAAAAUGGUAUCUGAGAUCUACUUGACCCGGCUCCUAGCCACCAAGGGCACCCUGCAGAAAUUUGUGGACGACUUGUUUGAGACCUUGUUCAGCACUGUGCACCGGGGUAGCGCUCUCCCACUAGCCAUCAAGUACAUGUUUGAUUUCCUGGAUGAGCAGGCAGACAGACACAGUAUCCACGACACAGAUGUGCGACACACCUGGAAAAGCAACUGCCUCCCUCUGCGUUUCUGGGUGAAUGUCAUCAAAAACCCCCAGUUUGUGUUUGACAUCCACAAGGGCAGCAUCACAGAUGCUUGCCUCUCUGUGGUGGCCCAGACCUUCAUGGACUCCUGUUCCACAUCAGAGCACCGACUGGGCAAGGACUCCCCUUCCAAUAAGUUGCUCUAUGCCAAGGAUAUCCCCAGUUACAAGAACUGGGUAGAAAGAUACUAUGCAGAUAUUGCCAAGCUCCCAGCCAUUAGUGACCAAGAUAUGAAUGCCUACCUCGCGGAGCAGUCCCGCCUGCACGCCACAGAGUUCAAUAUGCUGAGCGCCCUCAACGAGAUCUACUCCUAUGUCAGCAAGUACAGUGAAGAGCUCAUCGGGGCGCUAGAGCAGGAUGAGCAGGCCCGGCGGCAACGGCUGGCCUACAAGGUGGAGCAUCUCAUCAAUGCCAUGUCCAUCGAGAGCUGAAGGGAGGACCUCCUGUUCCUGAAAGAGGGACCCACACAAGCGAUCACACUGGUGUCUCAAAAGGGAGGAUAGGACGAGAGAGGGUCAUCAGGCCCCAGAGCUGGCUGCCCACGGAAAGCUCAUGAGGGGAAAGGGAAAGGCUCCGCUCUCAGUGCCAGCCAUGUUUCGUCAUAGCCGGUUCCUGCCAGAAGGACAGCAAACACCACCCAUCAUAGUGUGAGCUCAGGACAGCACGGGCAAGGAAGGUGCCCUUCAAGUGAGAGGCUUGAACCCGGUGGUUCCGCCUCUGUGACUGCUGCUUUGCAUGAAAACUCAUUUGAUGUAUAUUGGGAAAAAUAAUGAGAACUUAUUUAAUUUUUUUAAGAAAAAGGGAAAAAACAGAAAUAAAACAAAACAUAAAGCCUCCCUGUCCAACCCGUUCAACUUUUGUUUAAUCUGAUUUCUGUCCUCUUCUCGGUAACAUCUCUCCCUCCUUUUGUAACAUCUCUUUCACAAUGUCAGAAAAUGCCUGAGAAAUGCUGAAAGAAACCCGUCUGGAAAUGUUCUCCUCUCCCUUGAACUGAAAGAAAAAGGAGGAGAGGGAGGAAGGAGCCCAAGUUUGUGCUAAACAUUUGGCAAACAGGCCAGGAAGGCCUGGAUCCUACCACAGCCAGAAGCGCCUGGGAACUGCAGGCCUUUGUGGUAAUCGUGGAAGCGGAUCAUCUCCACCUGGUUAAUAGGCAACUGCUGUCCAUGCUGCACCCGUGGGUAUCCUCACCUCCUAAGAGGAGGAAGGUACCAGCCGAGGACCCAUCACCUGUGGGAACAUCUUUCGUUGGUUUCAUAAAAUCCCAGACCUCCCUGAAUGAGAGUCGGUCUCUGGUACUUUUCCUUUUUGGCUUCCCUAGAGUUGAUAUCAAAAAUGGGAGAGGCCCACCUCUCCCAGACCAGCCACCUCCUCCCUGAGGACUCUGAGCAGAGCCCCAUGUCAGCCUCUGUCAUAAGACAGGCACACGGGGGCUCUACAGACCAGGCCUUCUCAGUCUGAGCUGAAUGGGGAAUAUGGGUGUUUGACUUUGGAUUUCACUCAACCAUCUACCAGUUUACGGCAAUUAAAAAGAAAACAAACUCAAAUACUGUUUACAGUAAGCAAUACUUGAAGAGUAUAGGUUUAAGAAGCAGCAGUAUUUAUUAUUAUACUUUCUUUUCUCUUGUGCCUGGAGAGGGGAGGCCAACCUUCAUUCAUACCCAGAAGCUCCUGACCAUCUGGGCACAGUGCAUUUGCCUCAGUAGAAAUGACUGUGGCAUCCCAUCAUCUCUGCCAUCUCUGUCUGCCAUGGACCCAUGGAUGUGAAAGUGGAUUGCUUCCUGUGAGGGCACCUGUCUGUCCCUCUGUCUCCUGAUACUGAAUGCCAUAGAUGGCCAGAUUUCCUGAAUAUAUCUUCCAAGCAGAGGCCAAGGCUCCAUUCUUGGGCCCAGAGGCAAGAUCUGUGGUUAGCAGGACAAGAAAUUCAACUGGUUAGCCCUCAGGGAAUUCUGUCCUCCUGCUUGAUGUGAUCCCAAGCAGCCAAUUCCAACAGCUUUGCAAGUAGCACCUGUCUCAAGGUAGAAGGACAAGAGGAAGGCAAAGGGUUGGCACAGGGAAAGGCCGAAGAGCUCUCCCAUUCUUGCCUUGUGCUUUUCGAGAGGUAAGGAAUGCCAGGCUUAUAGGGCUGGGAAAUAAGCCAGCUACCCUGAGAGAGACCGGACCAGGGUUAUUUCCUUCACAAUUAACCCAGGCCUCAACUUAUACCUCCAGUUAAUUCCAGUUUCUGGAGAUUCUGCUGACCAGAUGUGACUCCCAGCACAAGGCAGGGAAGGAAACCAAGAAGGUGGCUUCCAGUCCAUGUAUAUGUCUUCGGAUGGCUGUCUCACGCAUAGCAGAUGCUGUCUGGGCUGUUCAGCAUGCUUCUUGUCUGAAUGUAGCAGACAAGGAAGAGAGAAAAGCAUUCAGCAAAAUACUCAGGAAAUUUGCUGAUUUUAUGAUGAUUCACAACCAGCCAUGCCAAGGGCACUUUGCUUCUGAUAAUCUACUCACGUUAAAAGUUUUUCAGGGUCAUAUUAAUAGCCUGGAAAAAAAAUACUAGUGACUGGCCUUCCACACUAAGCCAAAGUGUUUGCUCUUCACAGCACCCAAAGUUUAUCAUCUUAGAGCCUGUAAUUUAUGAAAAUGAAAGAAGUGAUGCCGUCAAAACAAGAAUAUGAACAGAAGACUGCACUACCCAGGACAAACUCCAGCCCACCUUGUUUUCCAUUCCGGUUUGGUUAAAGGCUCCUGAGCAGCUGCUACUGCUCAGGCUGAUGUCCAGCGUGCUAUUUCAUCAAGAAGUAAAAAGAACCAAAAUGUUUGACAUCUCUUUUCAAUAGCACCCUAACCUUCCUCAGUGUGCCUACCUGGAAUCUCCCAGCAGCCAUUUAUGGUACCUGCUCUCUGCCUCUGGUAUGCUUCACUGAAGAUGUUUGGGGAGAAUGGGGAGAAUGAUGGGGGAGAGAGCAAAUCAAAGAGUGCAGAUGCAGGGAGCAGGGCCAGCCAUGAAAGGUGGUUUAACCACUUUAAUAAAGAUUCCAUGACUUAAACAACUUGGGCUGAGAAGAGAAGCGGCCAAAGGGCCCAGUUAAGGAAGAAUUAAGAAGGAAAAUUCAGCUGGAGACAGACCUGCCAAGAGGGUGAGUGGUUGCAGGGUCUUGUUUCCAUUCUAGCUUUUACCUGUCCUACUGGCUCUUUACUUUGGUUCAUGAGUAACUGAUAGGGUCUAUUCUCUAGGGAAUGGAGAGGAGAGGGGAUUGCUUGGUCACUCUUCUUGCUACUAUACAACCUGAGGAUAUUUUGGCCUUUUGUUUAAAAAGAAAAAAAAUAUUAAAGCUACAACCCUUCCCCACAAGAAGCCAUUUAUCUUUGGGGGAGGCACGAAGUCUCUCCCAAGCCUACCUAGCUUUACUUUAUUUCAUUGAUCAGCACAAAAGCCAAUUCUCUAGGAAAGGAGCAGGACUGUAGAGGGCUUGGCAGGACAGAAUUCUAGAGGACUGUAUGGAGGAGUCCUUCAACCGGAUCUGGCACUACCUCCUGCCUUCUGUGUGGGUCAGGCACUUCUGUGUCUGAUGUUCUACCUCUGUGGUUUGACUCUCAAAACCACUUCUGAUCCCCCCCUCUUUUUACAGAGUGCAACCAUUCAAGUCAUGGGCACACUGUGAUCUCACAGAAGGAGGGAACUGUGUCCUGUGUUCAUUCAUAUGGAGACGGUUCAUAAGUAAUAAUAAUCUGCCAGGUUCUUAGAGGUUCUGGAAAAGAGGGUGAAUAAAACCAAAAAGGUCCUUCUUCCAGCAAAUUCAUCUUCUCCAAGCUGCUAGUUCUGCCACGAGUACAGCAGGAUUGUUCUUCUCACCUGCCACAGAAGAAAGCACGAAGUGCAUAGAAAAUGAGGUGCUGUGAAGGAAAAAGACUGACUCCCACCCAGACACCUUACCUCAUCCUGGGUCCAGGCCCCCUAGCAGUGAGAUCUACCAACUUUUUAGUCAACGCAACUUUGUUGCUUAAGCUCCUGUCCUUCUUCAGUUCCAUCAAAA